AUGUUUUUUUUUCUCUCUCUCUCUCUCUCUCUCUCUCUUUCAUUUCUUUCUCUCUGUUUUUUUCUGUCUAUUUUUUCUCUGUCUUCAUUUUUUAUUAUUCACUUUCUCCUCAUCUUUUAUUCAUUUUUAAUCCAACGUUCCGUCCUUUUAUUUUCUAUAUCUGAGAUGAGUUUCUCAAUCACUCCCUCCCACCCCUCUCUCUCUCUCUGUGAUUUAUUUCUCUCUUUUUCUCUAUGUUUUUUGGUUUCUUUUGCCCUUACUUUCUCUCUUUGCCAUUCUCUCUCCCAACCUUUCGCUACCUCUCCUUUCUCUCUCUCUCUAUCCAUUUCUUUUCCUCAACCUCUAUUUCUUUCUAUUCCCCCCUUUAUUUUCACACACACUCUCUCUCUGUUUCUCACACAUUCUUUCACUCUUUCUCUCUCUCUCUCUCUAUCUAUCUAUCUCAUUCUGCUUCUUUGUUUUCUAUCUAUCUAUCUCAUUCUGCUUCUAUCUAUCUAUCUAUCUAUCUAUCUAUCUAUCUAUCUAUCUAUCUAUCUAUCUAUCUAUCGUAUCCUUUUCAUAUCUAUCUAUCUAUCUAUCUAUCUAUCUCUAUCUAUCUAUCUAUCUCAGUCCUUUUCAUAUCUAUCUAUCUAUCUAUCUAUCUAUCUAUCUAUCUAUCUAUCUAUCUCUCUAUCUCUGUUUUUUCAUAUCUAUCUAUCUAUCUAUCUAUCUAUCUAUCUAUCUAUCUAUCUAUCUAUCUCAGUCCCUUUCAUAUCUAUCUAUCUAUCUAUCUAUCUAUCUAUCUAUCUAUCUAUCUAUCUAUCUAUCUAUCUAUCUCAGUCCUUUUCAUAUCUAUCUAUCUAUCUAUCUAUCUAUCUAUCUAUCUAUCUAUCUAUCUAUCUAUCGCAGUCCUUUUCAUAUCUAUCUAUCUAUCUAUCUAUCUAUCUAUCUAUCUAUCUAUCUAUCGCAGUCAUUUUCAUAUCUAUCUAUCUAUCUAUCUAUCUAUCUAUCUAUCUAUCUAUCUAUCUAUCUAUAUCUCAAUCCUAUUUAUAUCUAUCUAUCUAUCUAUCUAUCUAUCUAUCUAUCUAUCUAUCUAUCUAUCACAAUCCUUUUAGUAUCUAUCUAUCUAUCUAUCUAUCUAUCUAUCUAUCUAUCUAUCUAUCUAUCGCAGUCAUUUUUAUAUCUAUCUAUCUAUCUAUCUAUCUAUCUAUCUAUCUAUCGCAGUCCUUUUCAUAUCUAUCUAUCUAUCUAUCUAUCUAUCUAUCUAUCUAUCUAUCUAUCUAUCUCAAUCCUUUUAAUAUCUAUCUAUCUAUCUAUCUAUCUAUCUAUCUCAUUCUUUCUUAUUUCUUUUCUAUCUAUCUAUCUAUCUAUCUAUCUAUCUAUCUAUCUAUCUAUCUAUCUAUCUAUCUAUUUCAUUUUCACACGAACAUAGAUCCGCGAAUUAAUCUACCAAACCAAACUAAACCAAACCAAAUUAAACCAAACCAAACCAAACCAAACCAAACUAAACCAAACCAACCCAAAUCAUCGUUUUUUUUCUUUAUCUUAUUUUCCCUCUCACCUUUUUUUUCUCUCUUUUUCUUUUCUCUACCUUUUCUUUCUCUCUCUCUCUCUCUCUCUCUCUCUCUCUCUCUUUUACUCCCAUUUAUUCCACUCUCUUAUUCUUUCUUGCUUUCUUUUUUUUUUCUAAAUCUAUUAUUCGAUCUCUUUCACACAGUGUCACAGAUUAGCUUUUUUCCCUCUCACCUUUUUUUCUCUCCUUUUCUUUCUUUCUUUCUUUCUUUCUUUCUUUCUUUCUUUCUUUCUCCCAUUUAUUCCACUCUCUCAUUGUUUCUUCCUUUCUUUUUCUCUCACUCUAUGACUCGAUUUCUUUCACAGAGUGUCACAGAUUAG
Molecule: messenger RNA, 1872 nt
Organism: Acanthosepion pharaonis
Lineage: Eukaryota; Metazoa; Mollusca; Cephalopoda; Sepiida; Sepiidae
Source: the annotation of a GenBank genome assembly